AAAAAUAGAAAAUUGAUAAAAAUAUAUCUAAAUGAACAUAAACUAUGUAUUUAGAAACAUUAAAUACGGAAAAUAGUUUUAUGAAAUUUUCAGAGGCAGAAAGAAUAGUUAAAGCAUGUGGAGAAAUAGUUUCAAAUUUGAUUCGUAUUUAUGAAUCAGGUCAAUAUAAUAAUAUAAAUCUUAAUGCAAUCAAACAGGGUGUUUGUAGAAAAUAUAAAUUAUCUACUCAGCCUCGUUUGAUGGAUAUUAUUUCAGCGAUCCCAGAUUUUUAUAAACCUUAUUUAUUGUCAAAAUUAAAAGCAAAGCCAGUUCGUACAGCAAGUGGAGUGGCACCGAUUGCAGUAAUGUCUAAGCCUCAUCGAUGUCCACAUAUAGCUAUGACAGGAAAUAUUUGUGUAUAUUGUCCAGGGGGGCCGGAUUCAGAUUUUGAAUAUUCUUCUCAAUCAUAUACAGGUUAUGAGCCUACUAGUAUGAGAGCAAUUCGUGCAAGAUAUGAUCCAUAUGAACAAGCAAGAGGACGAAUUGAACAAUUAAGAUCAUUAGGACAUACAGUUGAUAAGGUGGAAUAUAUUAUUAUGGGUGGAACAUUUAUGUCAUUACCGGAAACAUAUAGGGAUUGGUUUAUUUCGAAUUUACAUAAUGCAUUAUCGGGUCAUACGACAUAUGAUCUAGAUGAAGCGGUUAAAUUUUCGGAGCACUCAAAAACAAAAUGUAUAGGUAUUACUAUUGAAACAAGGCCGGACUAUUGUUUAGAACCGCAUCUUGAUUCAAUGUUGCGUUAUGGUUGUACUCGUCUAGAAAUUGGUGUUCAGAGUGUAUAUGAAGAUGUUGCAAGAGAUACCAAUCGGGGACAUACGGUUAAAGCUGUUUGUGAAACAUUUUGUUUAGCAAAAGAUGCUGGAUUUAAAGUUGUAUCUCAUAUGAUGCCAGAUCUACCGAAUGUAGGUAUAGAAAGGGAUCUUUAUCAAUUUAGAGAAUAUUUUGAAAAUUCUGCAUUUAGAACUGAUGGGCUUAAAAUAUAUCCUACUUUAGUAAUUAGAGGAACAGGAUUAUAUGAGCUCUGGCGUACUGGAAGAUAUAAAAACUAUACCCCAAAUGUUUUAGUAGAUUUAAUAGCCAAUAUUUUAUCCAUGGUACCUCCGUGGACUCGUAUCUAUCGUAUUCAAAGAGAUAUACCUAUGCCUCUUGUUUCUUCUGGUGUUGAGAAUGGAAAUUUACGGGAAUUAGCUCUUAGUCGUAUGAAAGAUUUGGGAUGGACUUGUAGAGAUAUUCGUUCACGAGAAGUCGGUAUACAAGAAAUUCAUCAUAAAGUUCGUCCAAAUCAAAUUGAAUUCUUACGAAGAGAUUAUAUGGCUAAUGGCGGUUGGGAAACAUUUUUAAGUUAUGAAGACCCCGAACGUGAUAUUUUGAUUGGAUUACUUCGUUUACGUCGUUGCUCUUCUGCAACUACUUAUCGACCUGAAUUUCGUGUUUGUCCAACAUCAAUUAUACGAGAACUUCAUGUCUAUGGUACUGCUGUACCUAUUCAUGAUAAAGAUCCAAAAAAUUUUCAACAUCAAGGUUUUGGUAUGCUUUUAAUGGAACAAGCUGAACGUAUUGCAAAAUAUGAACAUGGAAGUCAAAAAAUCGCUGUCAUUUCCGGUAUAGGAGUUAGAUCUUAUUAUCGUCGUUUAGGUUAUGUUUUGGAUGGUCCAUAUAUGUCUAAAUCUUUAAAUACUCUUUCAAUUAAUGCAUUCUAAAAUACAAAA
Molecule: messenger RNA, 1748 nt
Organism: Pneumocystis murina B123
Lineage: Eukaryota; Fungi; Ascomycota; Pneumocystomycetes; Pneumocystales; Pneumocystaceae
Product: elongator complex protein 3
Exons: 8
Coding region: 45-1739 (564 amino acids)
Biological process (GO): tRNA wobble base 5-methoxycarbonylmethyl-2-thiouridinylation
Cellular component (GO): elongator holoenzyme complex; cytoplasm; nucleus
Molecular function (GO): catalytic activity; iron-sulfur cluster binding
Source: RefSeq, a predicted model, not a curated record